Molecule: messenger RNA, 171 nt
Organism: Funneliformis caledonium
Lineage: Eukaryota; Fungi; Glomeromycota; Glomeromycetes; Glomerales; Glomeraceae
Source: the annotation of a GenBank genome assembly
AUGAAUUUAUCAAAAGUUCUCUUCCUCAUCACUCUUAUAACAUUAAAUGUAUUAUUAGUAUCGGUAUCAUCAGCACCAAUGAGAUUGGAAAAAAGGCCGAAAGGCGACCAGGUUCCUCCAAGUGGGCAAAGCAAAAGGACUAAUGACAUUCCAGUUAAUCCUGAUUCUUGA